AUGGCUACCGUCCCUGUGGAUGAAUCCCUCAAGCGGUCUCCCUCGUCUCAUGCCGAGGGUACCAGCACUGCCUAUCAGAGGAUGCCCGAGUCCCUCUUGCACCUCAACGAAGACGAGAUCGCUCUAAUGAACAAGAAAUUAGUUCGAAAGAUCGACUCCAUCAUCCUGCCCAUCAUCGGAAUAUUGUACAUUCUCAACUACAUCGAUCGGCAGAAUCUGGCCGCGGCGAAACUUCAUGGUAUCACCGAAGACCUCAACAUGACAACAGAAGAAUUUGCUACCGCUAUAUCAAUUCUCUUUGUUGGUUACCUGCCGUUCCAGAUCCCGAGCAACCUCAUCAUUGCGAGGAUUCCUCGGCCUGGUAUGUACAUCUGUGUUGCUGUGGUCAUUUGGGGGACUAUCUCAGCUUGCACGGCUCUGGUCAAAAGCUAUGGUCAGCUUCUCGCUGUCAGAGCCAUUCUCGGUGUUGCCGAGGCUGUUUUCUUUCCAGGUGCCAUAUACUACCUCUCCGCAUGGUAUACCAAAACCGAGCUCGGAAAGCGAAUUGCCAGUCUCUACAUCGCCCAACAAGUCGGUAACGCGUUCGGUGGCCUUUUCGCCGCAGCAAUCUUCCAGCUCGACGGUCGACAUGGAAUCAAGGGUUGGCAGUGGCUCUUCAUCAUUGAGGGUUCUGCCACUGUUGGAAUUGGUGUCGUUUGUGCCUUUUUCAUGCCCGAGUUUCCCUACAACAGCCGAAUCCUCUCCCAGCCCGAACGAGACCUCGCCGUGUGGCGUAUCGAAUCAACAACUGGUGCAGCUGAAGGCUCAGAGAAGGAGAGCACUCUCAAGAGCUUCGGAAAGGCUCUGUCUGACCCCAAGCUUCUCCUUCUCAUCUUGUGUAACCUGCUUUCCCAGGCACAAGGCUCGAUUGCCAACUACUUUCCGACUCUGGUUGCGUCGCUCAACUUUGGCAGCACCGUCAGUCUGCUGCUUACUGCGCCGCCCUACGUCCUCGCUGGCGCUGUCUACUGGGUGCUGAUGUGGUACAGCGACAGGAAGAACACAGCAUACCCCAUCAUUAUUGCAUGUAUCGCCAUUGCUAUUGGCAUGUAUAUCAUUCCCAUGUCUACACUCAAUGUGCCUGCACGUUACUUCUCCAUGAUGAUUCUUCCUUUUGCAUCUGUUGGUCCUCAGCUUGUGCUGUACAAGACGAUUAACCUUCAUCUUGCACGUCCUAUUUCGAAGCGCGCUGCAGCAUCUGCCCUGGUCAAUGCUAUUGGUGGCACAUCCAACAUCUGGGCUUCAUACUUGUACUAUGCUCCUCCUCACUUUUAUGCAGCAUUCGGCACUCUUAUGGGCUGCGCUUUUCUCUUUGCCGGUACUAUUACUUUCUAUCGCUGGCUCGUCUUGCGUGAAAAUAAGCGACUGGACUCUAAUGAUCCUGAGGAGAUAGCUAAGGUUGUCAAGGGUGGUGUUACUGAGGAGAUGGUUCAGCUUGGUUGGCGUUACGAAAUGUAUUAA
Molecule: messenger RNA, 1500 nt
Organism: Fusarium proliferatum ET1
Lineage: Eukaryota; Fungi; Ascomycota; Sordariomycetes; Hypocreales; Nectriaceae
Exons: 2
Coding region: 1-1500 (499 amino acids)
Biological process (GO): transmembrane transport
Cellular component (GO): membrane
Molecular function (GO): transmembrane transporter activity
Source: RefSeq, a predicted model, not a curated record